AUGUGGUCGUUGCCGGCCAGUGAGGGCGAGAGUGCCACGGCCCACUUCUUCCUUGGAGCUGGAGAUGAGGGGCUGGGCACCCGUGGAAUAGGCAUGAGGACAGAAGAGAGUGACAGCGAGCUCCUUGAGGAUGAGGAGGAUGAAGUGCCUCCUGAACCUCAGAUCAUUGUUGGCAUCUGUGCCAUGACCAAGAAAUCCAAGUCCAAGCCAAUGACCCAAAUCCUAGAGCGACUUUGCAGAUUUGACUACCUAACUGUUAUCAUCCUGGGAGAAGACGUGAUCCUCAAUGAACCUGUGGAAAACUGGCCAUCUUGCCACUGCCUCAUCUCUUUCCACUCCAAAGGAUUUCCUCUGGACAAAGCUGUUGCUUACUCCAAGCUUCGAAACCCCUUUCUUAUCAAUGACCUGGCUAUGCAGUAUUACAUCCAGGAUAGGAGGGAGGUGUACCGGAUCCUGCAGGAGGAAGGUAUUGAUCUGCCUCGAUAUGCUGUGCUCAAUCGUGACCCUGCCCGGCCUGAGGAGUGCAACCUGAUAGAAGGUGAAGACCAGGUAGAGGUAAAUGGAGCUGUCUUUCCCAAGCCCUUUGUGGAGAAGCCAGUGAGUGCAGAGGACCAUAAUGUUUACAUCUACUACCCCAGUUCAGCUGGAGGAGGAAGUCAGCGCCUCUUCCGAAAGAUUGGCAGCCGAAGCAGUGUUUACUCUCCUGAGAGCAGCGUCCGAAAGACAGGAUCAUACAUCUAUGAGGAGUUUAUGCCAACAGAUGGCACAGAUGUCAAGGUAUAUACAGUGGGACCAGAUUAUGCCCAUGCUGAAGCCAGAAAAUCUCCAGCUCUCGAUGGGAAGGUCGAACGAGACAGUGAAGGGAAAGAGAUUCGAUAUCCAGUCAUGCUGACUGCCAUGGAAAAGCUGGUGGCCAGGAAAGUCUGUGUAGCUUUUAAGCAAACAGUUUGUGGUUUUGACCUUCUUCGUGCCAAUGGUCACUCCUUUGUGUGUGAUGUCAAUGGCUUCAGUUUUGUCAAGAAUUCGAUGAAAUACUAUGAUGACUGUGCCAAGAUCCUGGGGAACACCAUCAUGCGGGAGCUUGCUCCACAGUUCCAGAUCCCAUGGUCCAUCCCCACAGAGGCUGAGGACAUUCCCAUUGUCCCUACCACAUCUGGCACUAUGAUGGAACUCCGUUGUGUCAUUGCAAUUAUCCGUCAUGGAGAUCGUACUCCCAAGCAGAAAAUGAAGAUGGAGGUGACACAUCCAAGAUUUUUCAGUCUGUUUGAAAAACAUGGUGGCUACAAGACAGGGAAAUUAAAACUGAAGCGGCCUGAGCAGCUACAGGAGGUGCUGGACAUCACAAGGCUGUUACUGGCUGAACUGGAGAAAGAACCAGGUGGUGAGAUCGAAGAGAAGACUGGGAAACUAGAGCAGCUGAAGUCUGUGCUGGAGAUGUAUGGUCAUUUCUCAGGCAUCAAUCGGAAGGUGCAGUUGACUUACUACCCUCAUGGAGUAAAAGCUACUAAUGAGGGGCAAGAUCCACAGCGGGAGGCCCUAUCCCCUUCUCUGUUGCUGGUACUGAAGUGGGGUGGAGAACUGACUCCUGAUGGCCGUGUUCAGGCUGAGGAGCUGGGAAGAGCUUUUCGCUGCAUGUACCCUGGAGGACAGGGUGACUAUGCUGGCUUCCCUGGUUGUGGGCUGCUUCGUCUCCAUAGCACUUUCCGCCAUGAUCUCAAGAUCUAUGCCUCUGAUGAGGGCCGUGUCCAGAUGACUGCUGCUGCCUUUGCUAAGGGCCUUCUGGCUCUAGAAGGGGAGCUAACACCCAUUUUGGUACAAAUGGUGAAGAGUGCCAACAUGAAUGGGCUACUGGACAGCGAUGGCGAUUCCUUGAGCAGCUGCCAGCACCGGGUGAAGGCUCGACUGCACCAUAUUUUGCAACAGGAUGCACCCUUUGGUCCUGAGGAUUAUGAUCAGCUCGCUCCCACUGGAAGCACUUCCCUCCUCAACUCCAUGGCUAUCAUCCAGAAUCCUGUAAAGGUCUGUGAUCAGGUAUUUGCCCUGAUUGAAAACCUCACUCAUCAGAUCCGGGAAAGGAUGCAGGACCCCAAGUCUGUAGACCUGCAACUCUACCACAGUGAGACUCUAGAGCUCAUGCUACAGCGUUGGAGCAAGCUAGAGCGUGACUUUCGACAGAAGAGUGGGCGCUAUGAUAUCAGUAAGAUCCCUGACAUCUAUGACUGUGUCAAGUAUGAUGUGCAGCACAAUGGGAGUCUGGGACUUCAAGGCACAGCAGAGUUACUACGUCUCUCUAAGGCCCUGGCUGAUGUGGUCAUUCCCCAGGAAUACGGGAUCAGUCGGGAGGAGAAACUGGAAAUUGCUGUGGGCUUCUGUCUUCCACUGUUGCGGAAGAUACUACUUGACCUGCAGAGAACCCACGAGGAUGAGUCUGUCAACAAGCUGCAUCCCCUGUACUCUCGAGGGGUGCUCUCCCCAGGUCGCCAUGUUCGAACACGUCUCUAUUUCACCAGUGAAAGCCAUGUCCAUUCCCUACUCAGUGUAUUCCGUUAUGGGGGACUUCUUGAUGAGACCCAGGAUGCACAAUGGCAGCGAGCUUUGGCUUAUCUUAGUGCCAUUUCAGAGCUCAACUAUAUGACCCAGAUUGUCAUCAUGCUUUAUGAGGACAACACACGGGAUCCCUUAUCAGAGGAGCGGUUCCAUGUGGAGCUACACUUCAGCCCUGGAGUGAAAGGUGUUGAGGAAGAAGGCAACGCCCCAACUGGCUAUGGAUUCCGUCCAGCUUCUUCUGAGAAUGAAGAGAUGAAAGCAGACCAAGGCAGCAUGGAGAACCUGUGCCCAGGGAAGGCAUCGGAUGAGCCAGACCGGGCAUUGCAGACUUCACCUCAGCCCCCUGAGGGCCCUGGCCUCCCAAGGAGAUCACCCCUCAUUCGUAACCGAAAAGCCGGCUCCAUGGAGGUGCUUUCUGAGACUUCAUCCUCGAGGCCUGGUGGCUACCGGCUCUUUUCAUCUGCACGGCCACCAACGGAGAUGAAGCAGAGUGGCCUAGGCUCACAGUGCACAGGGCUGUUCAGCACCACAGUGCUGGGUGGCUCCUCCAGCGCUCCGAAUCUUCAGGACUACGCCCGCAGCCAUGGCAAAAAGCUACCACCUGCCAGUCUCAAGCACCGAGAUGAGCUCUUGUUUGUCCCGGCCGUAAAACGAUUUUCUGUGUCGUUUGCAAAGCAUCCGACUAACGGAUUUGAAGGGUGUUCCAUGGUGCCUACCAUAUACCCUCUGGAAACACUGCAUAAUGCCCUUUCCCUGCGUCAAGUGAGUGAAUUCCUGAGUAGCGUCUGCCAGCGCCACACUGAUGCCCAAGCACAGGCAUCUGCAGCCCUCUUUGACUCUAUGCACAGCAACCAGGCCUCAGAUAGCCCAUUUUCCCCACCCCGUACUCUGCAUUCACCUACCCUACAACUCCGGCAGCGCUCUGAGAAGCCCCCUUGGUACAGCAGUGGUCCUUCCAGUACUGUGUCCAGUGCUGGUCCUUCCUCCCCUACUGCAGUGGAUGGUAACUGCCAUUUUGGCUUCAGUGAUCAACCUUCUGUAAGUUCACACAUGAUUGAAGAACAUCAAGGCCUUGGGAUGCUCCCUGGGAAUGGAGAACAAGAGUUCCCCAUUGAAGGGAUGCAAGAGCCUAUUGAACCAAGCCAGUCUUCACAAGAACCACCUGUGGAAACCAGCCAGCCAUGCCAGGAAGUUUCUGAGGAGAUCAGUCAGCCAUGCCAGGAGGUCCCUGACAUCAGCCAGCCAUGCCAAGACAUCCCUGAAGAGUUCAGCCAGCCAUGCCAGGAGGUCCCUGUCAUCAGCCAGCCAUGCCAGAAGGAUCAUGAUAAUGUUAACCAGAUAUGCCAGGAGGUCCCUCAAAUCCACCAGCCAUGCCAGAAGGCGAGCCAACUGUGCCAGAAAAUCUCUGAGGAAGCUUGCCAUCUUUGCCAGGAGAACCCUGAGGAGGUCAGCCGGCCAUGCCAGGAGGUCUCUGUGGAGGUUGGCAGGCUGGCCCAUGGGUUCCCUGUAGGGGUUGGUGGCCUGGUCCAGGAAAUUGGUGUAGAAGUUGGCAAGCCAGCCCAAGAGAUCCCUGAGGAGCUCAGCGAGUCAUGCCAGUUCUUUGUAGAGGUUGGCAGGCUAAUCCAAGAGGCUUCUGCAAUCAAUCUGUUGUCUCAGGACAUUCCUGAGGUAGAUAAACCAUCCCAAGAGUUUCCUGGGGAGGAUGAUCUGCAGGUACAGGAGGUCCCUGAGGUUAAUCAGCAGUCCUGGGUGGUCCGUGAGGUGACUGACCAGCUGCCUGGAGAGGAUAUUCCCCAAGCCCAGUAUCAAUCUAGUGAUCCAAACCCUCAGAGCCAGUCUCUAGCCUGUAACCAGCACUCACCCCUUCCACCAGCAACAUGUGAUUAA
Messenger RNA from Puma concolor (puma), 4434 nucleotides. NCBI's taxonomy places the organism in Eukaryota, Metazoa, Chordata, Mammalia, Carnivora, Felidae. The record is from RefSeq and is a predicted model, not a curated record.